Molecule: messenger RNA, 3545 nt
Organism: Nothobranchius furzeri (turquoise killifish)
Lineage: Eukaryota; Metazoa; Chordata; Actinopteri; Cyprinodontiformes; Nothobranchiidae
Gene: fto
Product: FTO alpha-ketoglutarate dependent dioxygenase
Biological process (GO): DNA alkylation repair; RNA repair; regulation of multicellular organism growth
Molecular function (GO): ferrous iron binding; mRNA N6-methyladenosine dioxygenase activity; broad specificity oxidative DNA demethylase activity
Source: RefSeq, a predicted model, not a curated record
UAAACGUUUAGGAUCUCCGCGGAGAACCGUUACAACUAAACUCUUAACGUUGCAGUUAGCGGCGACUUUCGUUGCAGUAAAACUCAGCGACCGUCCCUUUGUCAUUCGCAGCGCGUCAGACGGAAAAACAGGGAGAAGGCGGUUGCUCGUGCACUACAACGACCAGCGUCGUCCGUCAUGAACGCGAGGCAGUGUAAACACAACACCAGGAACAUGAAAAGAUCGGGUGACAGUGAGGGGGAGAAGAGAAGAAAGAGGUAUCGGCUACUCAAGGAGUUGGGAGACCAGAAGAUCCCCUUUCUGGGACCUUCAGCUCGAGGAUAUCAGCAACUGUGGGAUUCCAGUUACUCGGGUUUGGCGUUCAGAAAAUCCUGUUCUCUGCCUGCUGAGCUGCAUGGUCGGGUUCAGGCCGCUCUGCUCACCCUCAGAAGGAAGGGCUGCCUCCUGAAGGAUCUGGUUCGUGUUCGUGAUCGGGACGUGUUCACCGCCGUGUCGCGAGCACUGCUGGGUGAGCCAGGCCACACCUACCGCUACCUGGACACUCGGCUCUUUGCUAUUCCCUGGCACAGUGAAGACACAGAGGUCAAGGGGCAGAACUGUUGCGAUGCAGACCUGAGUGCAGCCUGCAAGGCUCUGUGUGAGCUCAACAGCUACUUCUGCUCUGAUGUGUCUCAGCUGAAAGAAGAGGACAGGCUAGCACAGUGUUUGAAGGUCGAGGCAGAGGCCAGGCUAGGUGAGGAGGGGGACACGGACUCUAAACACAGUGAAGACUCCAAGAACAGUGAAGGAGGGGACACAGAGUCCAGGCAAAGUGAGGAGGUGGACACAGAGUCUAAGCACAGUGAGGAGUGGGACAUUGAGUCCAAGCACAGUGAAGAAGGCUGUUCUGGGUCAAAACAAGAAGGGGAGUGGGAAACGGAGUUCAAACACAGCGGCGAGGAGGCCGAGUGCUCACUACUCACAAAAAGCAAAACCGCUGCUGCAACAACUUCCGAACCCAGUGAAGGAAAAUGCCCGAGCUGGGCGACCAAGGCCGGCAGCGAGACAGGAACUGAGUCUGCAGAGGCCCACGAGAAGCCCGUGGCGCAGCUGAAGCACAGCCGGUCAGAUCACCACAUUCAGGACAAGGAGCAACAUGAGGCUGGUCAGGGCUGUUCCCAGCCCUGUCCUCCACAGGUGUGCACUGGGCCGGUCAAGUUCAACGUCACCUUACUCAACUACAUGGACCCAGCACAAAUGAGCCAGCUGAAGGAGGAGCCAUACUACGGAAUGGGGAGAAUGGCGGUAGGGUGGCACCACGACGAGAACCUGAUCACUCAUUCUCCAGUAGCUGUUUACAACUUUAGUUGUCAUGACGACAAAGGUGGGAGCAGCGAAGGAGGCAGCGGCGAGGAGGCUUGCUGGAGGAUCGGGCUCAAAGUGGCCUGGGACAUCCACACACCUGGCCUGAUGCUGCCGCUGGGGUCUGGAGACUGCUAUUACAUGAGAGAUGACCUGAACAGCACCCACCAGCACUGCGUCCUGGCUGGAGACACGGCACGCUUCAGCUCCACGCACAGAGUGGCCGAGUGUUCCAGGGGGACCCUGACCUACAUCCAGUCACGGUGCCAGGAGGCCCUGUCCAACCUGCACACUGACCCAGAGACAGGCUCCCACAGCCUGCUGGCCCUGCAGUCAACAACGCUACAGCAUGUCGAGGACAUUCACAAUGAGGUGGAGUUUGAGUGGUUGCGACAGUACUGGUUUCAGGGCCAGCGUUACGCUCGCUUCUGCAGCUGGUGGACCAGACCCAUGGAGCAAUUGGAGAAGGACUGGAAGCUCAUGGAGACCAUGACGAUGCUCUUCCUGUCGACGGUGGAGGAGGACGGCCGAGCAGAAGAGGGAAGGAGGGAGAUGGCAGAAAUCUUGCUGACUGCCCUAACAGACAGACAGCAGCAGAGACAGACGUGGAGAGACAGGUGCCACUCGAGCCUGGCCCAGACGUUACCCCCCGAGGAGGCCCCAGUGGACCGACCUUUCUGGGGCGUGGACGACCCCCGGCAUGCCUCUGCCCUUUGAUCUGGCUGACAUCAUCAACAGAGUGGAGUCGCUGCUAUGGAGGAUGUGAAUGUUGGCUAGAAAAUCCAAGGAGGAAACAGAAGAACCGAACCCACCAGCUUUUCUGAAUGGUUGACACGUCAGCUGAGGGGACUGACCGCUGCUGUGAUCCCACCGAGAUAGAACUCCUUUAGGCUGGGGCUCCUACGUCUCCUCCCUUCCAACCUCACCUUCCAGCGACCCCCAGCAGGUCCCGGCCUCUCAGCCACGUGGACCUGGACUUGGCUGGAGGGAAACCAGAGCCCCGGUAGAUUCAUCGUAGUGUUUCAGUAACACGCUAACAACGCAACGCUUAGCAUCAAGCUACUAGCGUCACAACAGUCUAAUGAGUCUGUUUGCAUUCAUUGUGUAACUAUUUAUUAUUUCUGUGUUCUCUGUUGCUCAGUCCCAUGUAACCCAGACAUGCUUUUACCAGUGGAAGGACUCAUUCUCAGUAGCUACAGCGCAGUACCCACAUAUAUGCUUUCAGCUCCUCACACAGUAUUAUACUACAGUACACAAUACUCACUUUGCUCACAUGGUAUUGCAUCUUUCACUUGUGUAUGGCGUAGCCUCUUGAAUUGUAUUUGGAAGUGGAAAGAGCCCGAAGAGACCAAAGAUGGACCGAGACUGGAGGUUCUGAAUGUGGACCUUGUGGAGAACAUGAAGAACGUGUCGUGUUUUGGUGUAGUGGUUUGCUUGGGCCAUUUAUUUGUGCGAAUGUGUUCGUACACUUAGCCAUGUGAUCAGUCGUCAGCUUGCGUGUCUUGUGUCUGUCUCCCACCCGUUUACAUGAAGACAUGAGUGCGUGUGCGUGUGCGUGCGUGUGUGUGUGUGCCUGCAAGGAUGUCUGUAAGUUGUUUGUUCUUGAAGAAUGUGCACGAGGAGGAAUGGAGUCUUGCAGCGGCGCCCCCUUACUGCUGCUGCGCUCUGAUGAAAGGCAGCGCUGAUGGAAUGACCCGGAACACAACCGCCGUUUCUCAUAAUUACAGCUGUUCAAUCGCUUUUAAUUACUCUUAAAGCGUGUAGAGCACCACGUUCCCCCUGUAAUGCUGCGGGCCAUCCGAGAGAGCGAGAGAAAGAUCCGGAGCUUCUGACAAAAUCCACUUUCAAAAUAAGCUUUAGGGGGGGGGGGGGGGGGUGGUGUAAGCGAUGAAGCAACCCUGUUCGUUUGAUUUCUCUCUAUCUAGAUCAGGAUGAAGUAGAAAUGCUGUUUACUAUUAAAAAUGCAGAAUGCACUCUUUUUUUUUUUUUUUUUUUUACUUCUGAGGUUUUCUCCAAGAUGUUAAUGGUUGCCAAACGCUGUUCUUCUUACUCUGCGCCUUUGUUGUUUGUUAUUGUCAGAGACUUGUUUGUAGAUCAGCAGUAGUGUUGACUUGUUUGAAUCACUCUGUGCUCCCUGCGCCUCAUCUCGUCUGUCUGAAGCAAUAGGAAUGGCAGUAAAGUAAAAAGAAAUGUGUUUCAUCCUG